AUGUUCGCUGACUUCGUCAUUUUUGACUCUGUAAUCAACCAAGUCGCUAAGAUGUAUGAGGCUUAUGCUGCUAAUGAAGUGGCUAUGAAACUUCCGUUGGAAGUCACAUCGCUUACUUGCCAAAGCUCAACCGGCAAUGUCCUCGCUGGCAGUAAAGUGGGGCAGCUAUUCGUCUACAGUCCUAGACGUGCUAAUCGUCGCGGUUUUGACCUCGACAACCUAUGCAAGCAGUUUGAGAGGAAAGCUGUUUUGGAGUUGAAAGUAUGUGAAGAACAAGAUUUGCUGUUUUGUGUUUCUGACGGUCAGAUGGCUGCUCACUCGCUGAGGGACCGACAUUAUCCCGUCAUCAAUAUUCUUCAUAAAAUAAAGCCUGUACAAUGCUUUACCACUUGGUAUCGUAAGGACGAAGAUAUGAUGCACAUUUUCGUCUCAUCGAAAAAACGACUGUAUCUAUUCAAGUGGUCUGACAAUGACUUUCACGAAGUCCGGUUCGAGUACAAUCAAUCGUUCACGGAUAAGCCAGGAACUUUGAAAGUUGUUGAUGACACAGUAUUCCUGAGUUGCGGUCGCGAAUACAUUCUUAUGAAGCUAACUGAUAAAAGCAAUGAUGAGGAGAAGCUCUUACUCGGUGAAUGUCGCCGUCUUUUUGACUUUGGCGAUAAUGCCGGAAUUGUGGAAAUAUGGGAUCGAGACCUUCUCGGAUUUUUUCAUGGCGACACACUUGUUAUCACCAAUUUCGACGGUCAUAAAACUUCCAUGGCGGAUAUACGUUUCAGCGAUGUUUUAACCGAUAUAGUGUAUGACCCACCUUACCUUGUUGGGUUAUUGCCAAGAGGAAGAGUUGAGGUUAGAUCAUUAACCCCAUCUUAUCUCAUACAAAGCAUGGCUCUCAGCAAAGCCUCGUUGCUCUGCAAGGGAAAUCCUGGCUACAUCUUUGUCAGCAGUCCAUUCGAUGUCUGGAUGCUUGAUGUUCAUACAAAUAUCCGCAGGAAUGUCUCACUGCUUAUUGCUGACAAGCAGUUUGAGCUAGCUAUCCAGAUUGUGGAAAUGUCAAACAUCUUCACAGAGGAGAAUAAGGUCGAAAUCAAACGCCAAGCAGCGCUGAAUCUCUUUCACAGAAGGAAGUUCGAGGAGUCUUUCCAGCUAUAUGCUGAUAUCAAAACAGAUGUCAUCACCAUCAUCCAAAUGUUCCCUGAGUUUCUGCCAGAGAAGUUGCAGAAAGACGCUGCUGCCUUUGAUUUGCCGGCAAAUGACAAGAAACGCGCAUUGUUAGCACUGGGCAACUAUCUUUCUGCGGUGAGAGCGGAUCUUUCCAAGCAACUGGACCAAUAUAAUCGCGAGAGGCAUCAUAGCCAAGCUAACAUAAGUCCAGAGCAUGUGAAAAGUUUACACAUUUCCUUGCAAGUGAUAGACACAGCGCUAUUGAAGUGUUACCUGCAGACUAGACCGUCACUUGUGGACUCGUUGCUUCGAUUGCACAACAACUCUUGCUUUUUCGAAGACGCCGAGUCCAUACUAAAGGCGGAAAAUCGACUCCCUUCUUUGUUUAUUCUAUACGAGUCGAGGAAAAAGCAUGAAAUGGCACUUGAGCUACUCCGCACCCAGUUUCAAGAUCCGGAGUCUGAUCCUUUUUUCCACGGACUAGAUCAAAUGGUAGCUUAUCUCCAGACUUUGGGCAAUACCCAUCUGGAACUGAUAUUCAAGUAUACUAGAUGGAUCUUAGAUAAGAACGUGGCGGCUGGCUUAGAAGUUUUCACUGGGGAAGAAUCGGACCUGGCACGAAAUCUCGACCGACAAGCUGUUCUAGUAUUUUUACGUACGCAUUGUGUUGCUGCUGUGAUUCCUUACCUGGAACACAUAAUCUACAAAUGGGACGAAACGCGACCGCAGUUUCAUGAAGCUCUCGUUGAGCACUACAUUGUCCGAGUAAAAUUGUUGUUCAAGGACUAUGUGCAGGCUUAUCCUGAUGAUGAAAACAUAAUAAGAGCCGGAGAUGAAGAUGGAGAGCUGGGAGAGAUGCGACGACGACUGCUGAAGUUUUUACGAUUUUCAUUGUACUAUAGUCCACAAGCUGUGAUCUUGCAGCUUAGUAAUUGUGCUUUUUAUGAAGAACGAGCGUUGGUUCUUGGACGAUUGAAACAUCAUGAGCAGGCUUUGGCCAUCUAUACAUCUAUUCUAAAUGAUUUUGAUGCUGCAGAAGAGUAUUGCCAAAUAUACUAUGACCGUAGCGAUGAGACCAACUCACAGGUUUACUUGCUUCUUUUUCGUGCUUUUGUUUGCCCUCUCGAUCCUAUGAUUGCUGGUCUUUUGGAAAAAGAUCUUCCAACUCCGGAACCUGAUGUACAUAGUGCUGUUAAAGUUCUAAGCAGACACGCAGAUAAAAUUGAUACAGUUGCCGCUUUGUCGAUAAUUCCUAAUGACACACCAUUAUGCACUUUGUCCAAAGCGCUUCAUGCUGUCCUACAGGCUACGCAUGACGACGCAUGUGCUUUGGCUCUGCGCCGUUCUGUGUGCCUAUGUGGUGUAGAAUCCCAUGAAGAACGACUGCGACAAGUUUUGAAGCAGCGAAUUGUAAUUGGAAAUUCGAGCGAAUGUUCGAAAUGUGGCAAGAAAAUUGGAAAUAGCGCUUUCCAACGACACCGACGAAUGUAUUGUGAUUGUGCGGCUCCAAUUUUUGUACCAGAAAGCAUAGACGGGAUGCCUCCUUCAUUGGGCCCGAUAUCACUAUUGCCAUCUUCCCAAGAGUCCAAGUAUGAGGAGUAUUUUUUGCCAAAGGUAUCAAACCAAUCCACCGUAUCGCGGCGUCAUAUAUGUUAUUUGCUCAUUUCUCUAGGAAUUUUUGCCUUUUUGCUCAAAAUAUUGAUAUACAACCAGCCUACAACCAAAUAUGACAGAAAAAGUGAUCCAGAAUUGCUGCAAUAUAUCUAUACUUCAUCAGCAGCACGACGGUUACCUAAAUCUGGCCAGCUGUUUUGUUGGGUGCAAACGGCAAAAAUUUACCAUGACACGAGAGCCUUGGCCAUCAAUGAAACUUGGCUUUCUCGUUGUGAUCAUGGAGAACUGUUCACCGGGGACUUUUUUCCCUCCGAUGAUAUCCCAUAUUCCACGGUAUUCGCUGGCAUACCCGACUCCUACUAUAAUUUGUUCUACAAAAGCCGUUAUGCAUUCUACUAUAUCUACCAUUUUGUUUCUAAGAAUUUUGACUGGUACCUGAAGGCUGAUGACGACACCUAUGUGAUAGUGGAACAUCUUAAAGAGUAUUUAUCAACUCUUGAUCCAAAUAAACCUUACUACCUUGGUUACGUACUUAAACCUUACCUAGAACAUGGCUACAACGCUGGUGGAGCUGGUUACGUGCUUUCCAGAGCGGCUGUAAAGAUUUUCAACGAUCUCCUCUAUCAUAAUGAGGAAUUAUGCCCGGAUAAUAUCUACGAAGAUGUUGGGAUGGGAAAAUGCCUUGGAAAUGUUGGAAUUUUCCCGCAUGACACUCGAAAUAGUCGGGGACAAAAUCGUUUCAAUACUCAUACACCGAGUGACAUGUUCCAUGCAAGAAAGUAUAGCCCUCUUUGGACAUUUUUUGAGGAGAAGAAGGGCUAUGAAGCGUUUGCCAAUGACGUCAUCAGUUUCCAUCAUUUAACACCCGAUGAAAUGCGUACCUUUGACAUACUUCUGUACAGGACAAACAAACCAUCUAGGAAUUUCUUGCGGAAGUCAUAAUAUUCAAGUUUGGGAUAGCUUAAUUAUGUAAAAUUCUGUAGAUAUUUGAGUAUCUAAGUACAUUCUCUAGCUUUAAUAUGAUGGUAGUGUAUUUUGGGUAAGGCAAGCCUUUUCAAUCCCCUCUCUUUUUACGUUUUUGCAUAUCUACGAGUUCCAUGAUCUGCUGAUAUCUAUACUUUGAUUAUGCUAGACACUCGAUUAUGUUCUUAACUCAGGAACGAAUACCCUGCUCUUUCUAGGAUCUCACGAAUAUUGUGUCAAUAUUUUUGUGUAUCCAUUGGUUCCUGCUUUCCAACGGGUCUAAUGAAUGAAAAUGAAAAAUUAGCUCUUUUAUGAUAUAAUUGCGCCUGUGAUAUGAUUCUGUUGUUGUGUAACUCAUUUCUUGUGAAUUUCAAACGUGC
This is a messenger RNA of Cylicocyclus nassatus, 4118 nucleotides long. Lineage: Eukaryota; Metazoa; Nematoda; Chromadorea; Rhabditida; Strongylidae. The record is from the annotation of a GenBank genome assembly.